AUGGCACUGCUGUGCUACAACAAGGGCUGCGGGCAGAGGUUUGAUCCCGAGCACAACGCCGAGGAUUCCUGCCUGUAUCACCCAGGUGUCCCCAUCUUCCAUGAUGCCCUGAAGGGCUGGUCUUGUUGCAAGAAACGCACAACGGACUUCUCUGAGUUCCUCUCCAUAAAGGGAUGCACAAAGGGGUUUCACAGCAAGGAGAAGCCCCCUGAGCCUUCCAGCCAAGGGAAGACCUCAGAUGAGCCAAAGGCCAAACCAGUGAAGGAGCUCAUUGUCCAAGGACCAAAAUCAGCUGAGAAGAUGCUGCAGGAAAGACCAAGCUCCGAUGAGCCAAGACAACUGUUGCCAAUUAAAGUAUCCAGGUCUCUGGAGCAGGCACUGGAGAAACUGAGCAUGUCCUCUGAGGACAAGACACUCGAGAGCAGUUGUACAGGUGAGGAGGCUGCCCAGGUGAGAGCUGGCACCACGUGCAAGAACGCAGCCUGCAAGGCAAUCUACCAGGGCCCAGAGAGUAACACAGAAGUUUGUACAUUUCAUCCUGGCGUCCCUGUCUUCCACGAGGGGAUGAAGUACUGGAGCUGCUGUGGAAUCAAAACCACGGACUUCAGUGCCUUCAUGGAGCAACCAGGCUGCAGCCGUGGGUGUCACUGCUGGACAGAAAAGAAGGACAAGAAGGCAGUGCUGUGCCGGCAGGACUGGCACCAAACCAGCAGCCAGGUGGUGGUGACAGUCUAUGCCAAAAACGCCCUGCCAACCCUCAGCAGUGUGAAGGCCAAUCGCACCGUGCUUGAGGCUCAUAUCAUCUUUGAAGGGAAUAAGAUUUUCCAGGCAGAACUGGAGCUCUGGGGGACCAUUGAUGUAGAGAAGAGCUUUGUGAGCAUGGUCCCAGCCAAGGUGGAGAUCGUGCUUUGCAAAGCAAACCCUGGUUCCUGGGCCAGGCUGGAGCUCCCCCAAAGCAAGUCACAGUCCUGUGCUGAGCAAGAGAAAGAAGCUGCAAACACGGAGGAGCCUGGGGCUGUGCAGGAUGAGGACUCUGAUGACAGCUUGAGCUGGUCGGAGGAGGAAUAUGAAGAGUUGGAGAUGGGAACACCGGAUAUGAUAGCACCGAGUAACUGA
Molecule: messenger RNA, 1116 nt
Organism: Cinclus cinclus
Lineage: Eukaryota; Metazoa; Chordata; Aves; Passeriformes; Cinclidae
Gene: ITGB1BP2
Product: integrin subunit beta 1 binding protein 2
Exons: 11
Coding region: 1-1116 (371 amino acids)
Source: RefSeq, a predicted model, not a curated record